This is a messenger RNA of Paramecium primaurelia, 2870 nucleotides long. NCBI's taxonomy places the organism in Eukaryota, Ciliophora, Oligohymenophorea, Peniculida, Parameciidae. The record is from the annotation of a GenBank genome assembly.
AUGGAUAAUAAUAAUGAAUUAGAUGAGGAUUCUGUUAUUAUUAUUGGUUUAUACUAUUAAUAUUAAUAACUUAGAUCUUAUUAAAUUUAAAAAGUAUUAGAAGAAAUGAAUAAAUAUAAAGAAUAAAUAUUGAUAUACUCUUCAAAGAUUUAUGGUUUUCUUAAUAAAUUAUAUUGCUUAUUGCCUCAUGAUAAUGAUAAACUAAAAAAGAAAUCAGCUAAGAAUAAAUGGAUUAAAAUAUAUUUUAGUAAUUUUAAAAUGUAAUAUAUGAUUCAUGAAGAUUAUUGCACUUAUAUAAUUUAUAAUAAAAUACCUACUCCAAAUCAUUAAUAUCAUCAACCAUUAUAAGAGGACAUUUUAAGUGAAUUUCAAGACCAAAUUCUUGAUUAUAUUUAGAAGAUUAAUCAAAGGUUUUUUGAAAAUUUGUGUUAAAAUAAUUAAUAUUCUCAAAAUAACAUGUAAUUUUAAUUAGAUAACUUUGAAUACUAUUAAAUGAUAGAGAAUUUAUAUUAUAAUAGUGAUGAUGUUUUAACAUCUUAAGAAUAUUAAGAUAUUGAAGAAUAUAUGAGAAAAACUGCCUAAUAAAUAAUAAAAUAUGAAUUUGAAAAAAUAGCUGAUUAAAUUAAAAAUUCCUAUAAAGAUUUUAUAUCAAAUACAGAAAUAUAACCUAAUUAAUACCCUCAGGAGUUUAAUUAUAAGAAUUAUGGUGAUGGUUUAAAAGCAGUAAAACAUAUGGAAGAUAAAUAAUUUAAGGUAUAAUAGAUACAAGAAAAUUAAGAUAUAAGUGAACUUCAAAUUGGAGUAUAUUAUAUAUAAAUAAAGAAAUCAAUGAUUAUUCUUGAAAUUAAAAAAGAUUAAAAAAAUGCCUACAUAAUUAAUUACUUUCAUCAUUAUUAAAAUAAAUCUUCUAUAUUUUAAAAACUAAGUUAUUUUUAAAUUUGGAGAAUCAAGACAAUUAAAUUAAGUAUUGAAGAGACUUAUGCUCUUAUUAAAACUAAAAAAAAGUCAUCUGAUUUUAACUAAUAACAGAAUAACAUAAUUGAAAUUUAUGAAUAAUAGGUCUUUGAAGAAAUUAAUAAUUAAUUAGAAUAAUUUAAUAAUUUGUAGUAGAAUAUUAAAAAUUAUAUUUCCAAAAUUAUUCCUUAUUCAACUAAUUAUAAAGAUAUUUAUUCUUUAAAAUUUAUUUAGCAAUUAUAAUAGAAAAAUAAUUUUGAUUUUAAUUUAAUACAAAUUAUAGAGUUUGAUUAAAAUCUUGAAAAAUUACUAUUUGAAACAUAAUCAUAAAAUGUUAUUUUGAAAAAUAAAGAAAAUAUUGCAUUUGGAGCAGUUAUUUAUCCCAAUCAAAAUCAAAUUAUUGUAUAUCUAAAAAAUGAUAGUAACAUCUUUAUUGAUGGUUUAGAGUACUCUCAAUAAAAGAAUUACUAUAGAGGAAUUAAUAUGAAAGAAUCAAGAUUUAAUAAAUAUAACUAAGAAAAAAGUGAUUUUUAAUUAAAAAUUAAUUAGAAGGAAUAGGAUUAAAAAUAAAUUAUAAUUUAUUUUACAAAUAUUAAAGAUAUUUCAGCAUAAGUUGCUUAAUUUUAUGUAUCCUUACUACUUAAGAAGCCAGAAUUUAAAGUAUUGAAAAUGAUUAAGAAUUUCUUUGAAUUAAAACCCUAGGUUUGGAAAAACAUUUUGUAGUAUUUAGAAUGAAUAAAUCUAUAUAAUAUUUUAUCGUUAAAUAAUGUAUAAUAACAAUUCAUUUUUCUAGAAUGACAUAAGUUAACAAUAAAUUGAUUAGGCACUUUUGAGAUUGAAUGCUUUAUUAAAGGAUGAACCUCCAAAAAUAGAAAAAUAAAAGUUUAAAAAACCUAUCCUUAAUAAUUCAGAAGAUGCAUCAAUUAUAGUUACAUCAUAACCUAAUUAUACAUCUUAAACUAAAAUGACAUCUGAAUAGAUUAAUCAUUUUGUUGAAAGAAUGAAUGAUAAAUAUAAGCAGUAAAUAGUAUUUUAAAGUCAUUCAUAGAACUUAGAAUAAAAUUAUUGAGUAGAGAAAAGAUUAAAUAUAUUCACCUAUUAAAGUAAAUGAAAAGAGUUAAUCAAUUCUAAAAUAAAAAAUUCAAAAUGGUGAAUAUUAAUCAUUAUAUGAAAGAUCUAAAAUCAGACAAAUUGAAAAAUAAGAAAAAAUUAAAGAAAAUGAAAAAUAGAAAAUAUUAGAAGAAAUGAUGAGUAUUAAAAUAAAAUAAAGUGAAUCAAAAUCAGUAGAUAAUUUUAUAUAAAAAAUGGAUUAUUGGAAAGAAAAGAGAACAUAAAAUAUAUAAAAUUAAUAAUAAGAAAAAAUAGAAAAGGAAUUAGAAGGAGUUACAUUUAAACCUAAUCUAAAUUCAUUAUCUGAAAAGAUUAUCAAAAAAUAAAAUAGAGAUAAUGAUGUAUUAGAAAGAUUUUAAAAGUCAAAUCUAAAUAAAUAGAUGAAUGAAUAAAAAUUAUUAAUGGAUGAAUUAAAAAAAACACCAUUUACACCCAAAUUAAAUAAGAAUUCAGUUCUAAUAAAUAAUUAGGUUUAAAAAUAAUAAUUAAAAAAUCAUAACUAUUUUAUAAAGUAAUAAACAGUCAAAUAAUAAAGAGAUUCAAUUAUAAUUAAUAGUACCAAUCAAAAAUAAAUAUCAAAGGAAACUUAUAAUUCUAAAUAAUCUAAAUCCUUAACUCCUGAUCAUGUUAAUUCUAAAUAUUCCACUAAAAAAAUUAAAGAUGAUAAUUAAAUAAGAUAGAGAUCCACUACUCCUUUAAAAUAAAACAAAAUCAUUCCUAAUGUAUAAGAAAUAAAAUAUAAUCCAAAUCUUAAGUUUUUAAUGACAUUAGCUUAAAAAGAAUUGAAUUAUUCAUCCUUAUUUUGA